AUGCUAAUUCCAGCUUCAGUUCGUUUUUACACGUAUUUUCCUCUUCUAAUUCCAUCAAUACCAUGUUCAAUUUUCAUCCUUUAUCAUUUUCUCACUAAGCGAACACUUCGUCAAGCUCUAAAUAAUCAUGUCAUUAUUUUAAUUCUUAUUCUUGGUCUUAUCUAUGAGUUAACUGAUGUUAUAUGGUUGAUGCAUUAUUAUCGAGUUCAUGUUUCAUUAUUUCAAAUACCAACAUUUUGUCUCAUAUGGGUAUUUAUUGAUCUUGGAAUAUUUGUAACAAUAACAAUUUUAGUUGCAUGGGCAUCUAUUCAACGACAUAUUCUUAUCUUUCAUGAUAAAUGGGUUUCAACAAAAAGAGGUCGCCUAUUAUUUCAUUACAUACCUUUGUUUCUAUUUUUAGUUUAUCCUAUUCUAUUUUAUAUAUACAUUUUCAUUAUUAUGAAUUGUCAACAACCACUUGACUAUAAAAUAAUGCGUUGUGGUUAUUCUUUUUGUGCUUUCUAUGAUCCAAUAAUUGGAAAAUAUGAUAGUAUUCUACAUCAAAUUAUUCCUACUUUUACAAUUGUUACAUUUAGUUUUCUUCUUGUUGUACGUGUAUUAUGGCAAAAACGUCGUUUACGUCAACGAAUUCAAUGGCGCAAUUAUCAAAAAAUGGCAAUUCAAUUGUUACCUAUUGCUAGUAUUUAUCUAAUCUUUUAUUUCCCCUCUAUGAUUAUAUAUCUUAUGUUCGCAUCCAAUGUGCCACUUAGCACUGGCGCUCUUGAUUAUUAUGGUUCGAGUAUUUUUUUCAUUCCUCAUAUCAUUAUGGUGAUUCCUUUUGCAACUAUUUUCUCACUUCCUGACCUUCGAACAAAACUUAAAAUAAAAAUUUUAUUUUGGAAACGACCAGUACAUCCUUUGGCUCCGCGAACAAUAGAAAUGAACCGCAAAGGAAAUGCUCGAACAGCUGUAAUUAUACAAACUGCUAAAUAA
Adineta steineri is the source of this 972-nucleotide messenger RNA. Lineage: Eukaryota; Metazoa; Rotifera; Eurotatoria; Adinetida; Adinetidae. The record is from the annotation of a GenBank genome assembly.